AUGUCCCGCAAGGCGAGCGAGGACGUGGAGUACACGCUGCGCAGCCUGAGCAGCUUGAUGGGCGAGCGGCGCCGCCGGCAGCCGGAGCCCGGGGCGCCGGGCGGGGAGCGCAGCCUGCUGGCCGCCGAGUCGGCCACCAGCCUGCAGAGCGCGGAGCUGGAGCGCGCCGCACGCCGGCAGUUCCAGCGCGACGAGACCCCCGCCUUCGUCUACGCGGCCGCCGCCUUCUCGGCGCUCGGCGGCUUCCUGUUCGGCUACGACACCGGCGUGGUGUCCGGGGCCAUGCUGCUGCUGCGGCGCCAGAUGCGCCUGGGCGCGAUGUGGCAGGAGCUGCUGGUGUCGGGCGCGGUGGGCGCGGCCGCCGUCGCGGCGCUGGCCGGAGGGGCCCUGAACGGAGCCCUCGGCCGGCGCAGCGCCAUCCUGCUUGCCAGCGCCCUGUGCACCGCGGGCUCUGCCGUGCUGGCCGCCGCCGCCAACAAGGAGACGCUGCUGGCCGGCCGCCUGGUCGUGGGGCUCGGCAUCGGCCUUGCUUCCAUGACAGUGCCCGUGUACAUCGCCGAGGUUUCUCCACCCAACUUGCGAGGUCGACUGGUCACCAUCAAUACCCUCUUCAUCACAGGGGGACAGUUUUUCGCAAGUGUUGUCGAUGGAGCCUUCAGUUAUCUUCAGAAGGAUGGAUGGAGGUACAUGUUGGGACUUGCAGCAAUUCCAGCUGUUAUACAGUUUCUUGGAUUUCUCUUUUUGCCCGAAAGCCCUCGGUGGCUCAUUCAGAAAGGACAGACUCAGAAGGCCCGCAGAAUUUUGUCUCAGAUGCGUGGUAAUCAGACUAUUGAUGAGGAGUAUGACAGCAUCAGAAACAGCAUCGAGGAGGAGGAAAAAGAAGUUGGCGCAGCUGGACCUGUAAUCUGCAGAAUGCUGAGUUACGCCCCUACUCGCCGGGCAUUAUUUGUGGGAUGUGGUUUACAGAUGUUCCAGCAGCUCUCGGGCAUCAACACCAUCAUGUACUACAGUGCAACCAUCCUGCAGAUGUCUGGCGUGGAAGAUGACAGGCUUGCAAUAUGGCUGGCUUCCGUGACAGCGUUCACCAACUUCAUUUUCACACUAGUGGGAGUCUGGCUCGUUGAGAAAGUGGGUCGCAGGAAGCUUACCUUUGGCAGUUUGGCAGGUACUACCGUGGCACUUAUUAUUCUUGCCUUGGGAUUUCUGCUCUCAGCCCAGGUUUCCCCACGGGUCACUUUCAAACCAGUAGCUCCUUCAGGUCAAAACGUCACCUGCACGGGAUACAGUUACUGUAACGAGUGUAUGCUGGAUCCAGACUGCGGUUUCUGCUAUAAGAUGAACAAUUCAGCUGUCAUCGAUUCCUCCUGUGUUCCAGUUAAUAAAGCUUCUACAAACGAGGCAGCCUGGGGCAGGUGUGACAACGAAACCAGGUUCAAAACAGAAGAUGUGCAUUGGGCCUACAGCUUCUGCCCCACCCCGUACUCCUGGACGGCGCUCCUGGGCCUGGUCUUGUAUCUCAUCUUCUUUGCACCUGGAAUGGGACCAAUGCCCUGGACGGUGAACUCUGAAAUCUAUCCUCUCUGGGCAAGAAGUACAGGAAAUGCAUGCUCAGCCGGAAUAAACUGGAUUUUCAACGUCCUGGUUUCAUUGACCUUUUUACACACUGCAGAAUAUCUUACAUACUAUGGAGCGUUCUUCCUCUAUGCUGGAUUUGCGGCGGUAGGACUGCUCUUCGUCUACGGCUGCCUUCCUGAAACCAAAGGGAAAAAAUUAGAGGAAAUUGAGUCGCUCUUUGACAACAGGCUGUGUCCGUGCGGCGCUUCUGACUCUGACGAAGGCAGAUACAUUGAAUACAUUCGGGUCAAGGGGAGCAACUACCAUCUCUCAGACAACGACGCUUCUGAUGUGGAGUAAUUUUCUGCCGAUGACAUUUUAGUCACUGAAUCGAGUGUGGGGAGAAGGCCAGCGCUCAUACACUGCCCUGCUCACAAGCUGAGUCUCCCCCACAGUCCUUCCGAAGGACUCCAUAUUCUAGAAGACUUGAUGAG
Arvicola amphibius (Eurasian water vole) is the source of this 2048-nucleotide messenger RNA. It is a transcript of the gene Slc2a13, whose product is annotated as solute carrier family 2 member 13. The coding region runs from base 1 to 1914 and encodes 637 amino acids. The transcript has 10 exons. Gene Ontology annotation, biological process: transmembrane transport. Lineage: Eukaryota; Metazoa; Chordata; Mammalia; Rodentia; Cricetidae. The record is from RefSeq and is a predicted model, not a curated record. Gene Ontology annotation, cellular component: membrane. Gene Ontology annotation, molecular function: myo-inositol:proton symporter activity.